This is a messenger RNA of Maudiozyma barnettii, 1299 nucleotides long. It is a transcript of the gene ERG6, whose product is annotated as sterol 24-C-methyltransferase. Gene Ontology annotation, biological process: ergosterol biosynthetic process. NCBI's taxonomy places the organism in Eukaryota, Fungi, Ascomycota, Saccharomycetes, Saccharomycetales, Saccharomycetaceae. Bases 1 to 1299 code for a protein of 432 amino acids. The transcript has a single exon. Gene Ontology annotation, cellular component: endoplasmic reticulum. The record is from RefSeq and is a predicted model, not a curated record. Gene Ontology annotation, molecular function: sterol 24-C-methyltransferase activity.
AUGAUUAAACAGAUAUAUAUAAAAAGGGACAUUUGCAUUGUUAUACAUAUUAUUCUUGUUGUUCUUGUUAUUCCUGGGAUUUCUAGUUUACUACUUUUUUCAAUCGUAUUCAAUUAUAUAUCUUGUAAGAUACGAACGAACAAACAAACGAACAAGAUGGACUCCGAAUCUAAUGAAUUGAGACAAAGACAAGCUACUUUCUCGAAGGAACUGCACGGUCAACAUGCCGGUGAAAAGACAGGGAUGAGUGCUCUAUUAUCAAAGAAUAACAACGCUCAACAAGAAGCUGUUAACAAAUACCUAAGACUAUGGGACGGGAAGACCGAUAAAGACGCAGAAGAACGUCGUCUAGAAGACUACAACGAGUCUACUCAUUCGUAUUACAACGUCGUCACCGACUUCUACGAGUAUGGCUGGGGUUCCUCUUUCCAUUUCUGCAGAUUUUACAAAGGUGAAAACUUCCAAGCUGCUGUUGCGAGACAUGAACAUUAUUUGGCUCACAUGGCCGAGAUUAAACAAGGUGACCUUGUGUUGGAUGUCGGGUGUGGUGUCGGUGGUCCAGCUCGUGAAAUCGCUAGAUUCACUAACUGUAAUAUUAUAGGUUUAAAUAAUAACGAUUAUCAAAUCGAAAAAGCUAAAUGGUACGCUAAGGAAUCUGGUCUACAAGAUCAUUUGCAAUUCGUUAAAGGGGAUUUCAUGAAUUUGGAAUUCGAACCAAAUACUUUCGACAAAGUUUAUGCUAUCGAGGCAACCUGUCACGCUCCUAAUUUAGAAAAAUGUUAUAACGAAAUUUAUAAAGUAUUGAAACCAGGUGGUAUCUUCGCUGUGUAUGAAUGGGUAAUGACCGAUAAAUAUGAUGAAACUAAUGAAGAACAUAGAAAGAUUUGUUACGAAAUCGAAUUAGGUGAUGGGAUUCCAAAAAUGUUUUCUGUCGAUGUCGCUAGAAAGGCUUUGAAGGAUUGUGGUUUCGAAGUUCUAGUUGAUGAUGAUUUGGCUGAUAACACCGACCCUGUCCCAUGGUACUACCCAUUGACUGGUGAAUGGAAAUACGUACAAACUUUAAGUGAUAUCGGUACUUUCUUUAGAACUUCCUAUUUCGGUAGAAAAUUCACUAAUUUAAUGGUCUCUACUAUGGAAAAAGUCGGCUUGGCUCCAGAAGGUUCCGUUAAAGUCACCGGUGCUUUAGAAGAAGCCGCCGUCGGUCUUGUCGCUGGUGGUAGAUCUAAACUAUUCACUCCAAUGAUGUUGUUUGUCGCAAAGAAACCUUUAGAUGCUGACUCUACUACUGCUACUGCUUAA